Messenger RNA from Dicentrarchus labrax (European seabass), 1559 nucleotides. RefSeq names its product E3 ubiquitin-protein ligase TRIM63. The record is from RefSeq and is a predicted model, not a curated record. Gene Ontology annotation, molecular function: zinc ion binding. NCBI's taxonomy places the organism in Eukaryota, Metazoa, Chordata, Actinopteri, Moronidae. The transcript has 9 exons. The coding region runs from base 144 to 1436 and encodes 430 amino acids.
CGUCCACAGGCCUACAGCGCUCCUCUCUGCUCCUUCUGCUCCAUUAUUCCUCUGUUUUGUUUCAUCUGGGUCACCUCCCCCGUCCUCCCCCGUCCUCCUCGUCCUGUCCAGGUGACGCUGUCUCCUCCGUGUCCCUCAGCGUCAUGGACAGUCUGGAGAAGCAGCUCAUCUGUCCCAUCUGUCUGGAGAUGUUCACCAAGCCGGUGGUCAUCCUGCCCUGUCAGCACAACCUCUGCCGCAAGUGUGCCAACGACGUGUUCCAGGCGUCCAAUCCCUACCUGUCGACGAGGAGCGGCUCCACGGUGACGUCUGGUGGUCGUUUCCGCUGCCCGUCCUGCCGUCAUGAGGUGGUUCUGGAUCGCCACGGAGUGUACGGACUGCAGAGGAACCUGCUGGUGGAGAACAUCAUCGACAUGUACAAGCAGGAAAACACCAGCAGACCGGUCCCUGAGGUGAAGGCUGAGCAGCCGAUGUGUGAUCAGCAUGAGGAGGAGAAGAUCAAUAUCUACUGUGUGACCUGCAGCGUUCCCACCUGUUCUCUCUGUAAAGUGUUCGGAGCUCAUAAAGACUGUGAGGUCGCUCCACUGGACAGCGUCUUCAACUCACAGAAGGCCGAGCUCACUGACUGUAUCUCCAUGUUAGUCGGGAACAACGAGAGGAUUCAGGCCAUCAUCAGUCAGCUGGAGGAGACCUGCCAAGCCGUGGAUGAGAACGGACGCAGACAGAAGUCGAAGGUGUGCGAGACGUUUGACCACCUGUUCGCUCUGCUGGAGGAGAGGAAAGGUGAGCUGACUCUGAGGAUCAACUCCGAGCAGGAGGAGAAACUCGACUACAUCCGAGGUCUGAGGAGGAAGCACACCGAGCACCUGGAGAACGCCGCCAAGCUGCUGGAGACCGCCAUCCAGACCCUGGACGAGUCCGAGAUGGCCCUGUUCCUGCAGAGCAGCAAACCUCUGCUCCAGAAGAUCAUGGAGGGCACCAACACGUCUCACCUGGAUAACAUCCAACAUGGCUACGAGAAAAUGGAUCACUUCACAGCUAACGUUGACCGUCAGCGGAGAGCGCUCAUGAACAUCGACUUCAUCAAACUUGAUGAAGACGAUGAUGAUGAUGAAGAUGAAGUGACGGAGGUCAGAGGGACAACAGGAAGUCGAGUUGAGCUCGUUGCUGGGCUCUCAGCCAAUCAGAAUCCUCCUCUGUCUCCUGUUCAGCCUGCAGGUGUUCAGCUUUCAGCCCCGCCCCCUCAGAGACCCUCAGAGGCUCCGCCCACCACCUCACCAACAAAACCUCCCGCCCCCUCAUCAACCAACCAGGCCCCGCCCCCUCUACCCCUCCCCAGUGCAAGCCCCGCCCCUCAGGCUGAUCAGCAGAACGAGUCGGAGGACAAAGAUGGACCCAAACACGUCUUCUCCUUCAGCUGGCUCAACCAGAAGUAAACCGUCUGUAGUAAAGGAGGGAAUCUGACGCUAACGACGCUAACGACGCUAACGAGACGACGUCGGGACUGUUAAACAUGUUUUCUGUUAAAAUGUAAAAUAAAUUAUUGUUUUAUUAUGAAA